AUGUCCGCCCUUUCACCAACCGGCCCCUCCCAACCAACCCAAAACCAAGCCUACGAAACCCCUGGCAACCCAGUCUCCGCAAACCCCACCGAGAAAGCCACCCAAGGCUUCAACGCCUCGGACAACAGUGCCUCAGUCGACCAGCGCAUCCCGCAGAAGCAAGCCUCCGACGCCGCCGGCGACCGCAACGCCAAGUUCGAGGAGGGCGCGGGCGUGCACGGCGCGCCAGCUGGUGAAGAGAGGAAGGGACUCAGCCAAGAGGAUGUAGGAAGGCAUAAGGAGCUGGAUGGGCAGCAGAUGGCUGCGCCGGGUGAGGGGAGGGUGGCGGACGCUGUUGCACAGGGCGGGAAGGGGAUGGGUGGGGGUGGGAGUGAGCCGAGCUUUACAAGUGAUUUGGACAGGAAGAAGGCUGAGCAGGCUGAAGCGAGAGAGGCUAUCAAGCAGGAGAGGGCUGGAAAUAUUCAGGCUGGAGGCGCGGCGGGACAGACUGGUGGUCCUGCGAACCCUGUUGAUCAGGGUGGCUACCCUAACGGUGGUCCUCUGAACUAGAUGUUUGGGUCUGAUCGCAGGGCGAGAAAAAGGGAUAGCGAGUGAGUGUUACACAAGAGAGCUCACCUCCGGCUCAACAUAACCACGAACAUAAUACUACCAAAUGACCAAGCACUCGAUCUAUCUUACCCUGCCGGUG
This is a messenger RNA of Macroventuria anomochaeta, 688 nucleotides long. RefSeq lists its product as uncharacterized. The transcript is spliced from 2 exons. Lineage: Eukaryota; Fungi; Ascomycota; Dothideomycetes; Pleosporales; Didymellaceae. The record is from RefSeq and is a predicted model, not a curated record. Bases 1 to 549 code for a protein of 182 amino acids.